This is a messenger RNA of Episyrphus balteatus (marmalade hoverfly), 2296 nucleotides long. RefSeq names its product conserved oligomeric Golgi complex subunit 2 (gene Cog2). Gene Ontology annotation, cellular component: COG complex; membrane. The transcript has 3 exons. Gene Ontology annotation, biological process: protein transport; intra-Golgi vesicle-mediated transport; Golgi organization. Bases 125 to 2203 code for a protein of 692 amino acids. Lineage: Eukaryota; Metazoa; Arthropoda; Insecta; Diptera; Syrphidae. The record is from RefSeq and is a predicted model, not a curated record.
CAACCUGACAUCGACACUGUGGCAAAAUUUUUAUGUUUUGUUGUGAUUUUUAAUUUUCUCAAACGAAAAUUUUCAUAUUUUCUUUGCUAAUUUUGGAUUGAAUUGCAAAUUAAAUUCAUCCAAUAUGCAAUCAAACGAUGAUAUGGAUUCUUUAGUCGCAGCAGCAUCAACAGAAUUAUGUUUCGAUAAAAAUGAAUUCAUGAAAACAAACUUCUCUGUUGAUGAAUUCCUCCAUCGAAAUCGCAAUGCACCUAGCCUCGAACUCCUCCGUGACAAUCUUGGAGUUUACUUAAAAGUCCUACGAUCUUCUAUGAUUGAUUUAAUCAACGAAGACUAUGCUGACUUUGUUAGCUUAUCGGCAAAUCUUGUCGGCUUAGAUCAAUCAAUUGGAGCUAUUCGCAAGCCUUUAGAAGUCUUUCGUGAAGAAAUUCUAAGUAUUAAAGACUUGAUUAAUGAAAACGAAAAAGAAGUAAGUGGUUAUUUGAAACAAAAGAAUGAUUUGCGUAUUCUUAAAAGAAAUCUUCAAAGUUUGAAGAAAGUCUUUGAAACUAUGUCAAAGUUAGAAGAGUUGCUAACGAAUAAGUUGAAUACUGAUAACAUCAAACCCGUUGAUUUAGAAAGAGCUGCUUUAGAGCUUAUUCAAUUGAAAUUCAACAAAAAGUUCUGUGAAGAAUAUUUGACCAAUGAACAACUUGAAAAGAUUGUAACUUUGAAUGAGGAAAUCUUAAAGAAAUUGAGACUUCUUUUCAAUUCAACUCUCAAGACAUCGACUAGCACAUCGAGUGAAAGUCUUGAAAGAUGUCUUCGAAUUUAUAUAACUCUCGAUGCUUGUUCUGAAGCCGAAUUGGUAUUUAAAGAAGACAUUGUAGGUCCUUAUAUGAGCAAUACAAUCUCUGAACAGCAUCUGCAGAAUUCCCCUCAAGGCUUAGCCGGGAUUUACAAUAAAGUUCUUAACUUUAUCUCGUUGCACAUGACUGACUUACUUAGAAUAACACAAUAUUCUGAUAAAAUGAAAGGUUUUAAUUUCUUAGUCAAUAGCUUUUGGAGUGAUGUUGAACAACGCCUCGAAGCGCAUAUGUCUUCGAUCUUUGCUCCUGGCAAUUCGGAAGUUUUCUAUGUAAAAUAUAAAUGUACUAGAGAUUUCAUUCAGAAAAUUGAAGAAAUUCUCCAAAGCGACGAGUCGAUUCAAUUGUUUCGACAACAUUCGCAAACUAAAAGUUUCCAUUCUCGAUGGAAUUUGCCGGUUUAUUUUCAAAUUUGUUUCCAAGAAAUUGCUGGUCAAUUUGAGGCUGUUUUAGAUCCAAUUCUUGAUGAUAGUAAGGUCUCAGAUGGGGGUGAAUUUCAUUUGAUUCCUUUUAAUUCGGCUUUAAAAGCCAUUGAUAGAUGCUGGUCAGAUGGUGUAUAUCUCUAUGAGGUAUUUCCAAAAUUCUUUAAACUUACUAUUCAAAUUAUUUUGAGGUUGUCGCAUUGGAUUAAUGAUGCUAUAACUGCACUUAAAAGGAAAGAUUUGUUUUUGAAGAUAUCAAAGACAAAUAUGAUGGUAUUUUUGUAUGCAGAUACGACCAAAUUCAUUGAAAAGCUGCCUUAUGUUCUUGGUUUGCUUUCAUCGAAUAUCACAGAGAAUAAUGAUGUUCUUAGUGAUUCCAUGGAUGAUGUUAAAGAGACUCUGCAAGUACAUUUAGCUGAGAUAGAGAAAGCCCUGAUUGAUAUUUUGACUGUUGAGAGUAUAGAAAGUAUCCAACAAGUCAAUGAUUUGCCACGUUUGUAUAGAAAAACCAACAGAGAUGUUCCCACUCGUAAUUCUGGGUAUGUGGAACAGAUGUUGAAGCCGGUGAAGGUUUUUCAAGAUGGAUUAGGUGAUAAACUUGAUGAAUAUAUUGUUCAAAGAAUUCUGGAGCAAGUUUUUAUUCGAAUUACCAAAGAGUACUACCAAUCAGUAACAGAAGUACUAACAUCAGUUCAAAAGACUGAAGAGUCUUUGAGACGUUUAAAGAAUCUUAAAGAAAAAACAGCAAAUCAACAACCGUCAGCAGGUGGUGCAAUGUCUGAUGAUGAUAAGAUACGAUUACAAUUGCGGGUAGAUGUUGGUGCAUGGACAAAGGAAUUGGCCAAUUUGAAUUUUAUGCCAACACAAAUUGAUAAAUUGUUGGAUUUAAAUAAUAUGGUUGAGGAAACGAUAAAAUUGAGAGAUGCUCAGAGUUAGUCCUUAAAAAUGUAUAAGCAAAUAAAUAUUAUUGUGAUUGUUUUCAUGUUUAUCAAUUAAUUAAAUAAAAUUCUUAAAAAGUGAAAAUGUUAA